Molecule: messenger RNA, 2313 nt
Organism: Orbilia oligospora ATCC 24927
Lineage: Eukaryota; Fungi; Ascomycota; Orbiliomycetes; Orbiliales; Orbiliaceae
Exons: 1
Coding region: 1-2313 (770 amino acids)
Biological process (GO): cell redox homeostasis
Cellular component (GO): mitochondrion; cytosol
Molecular function (GO): protein binding
Source: RefSeq, a predicted model, not a curated record
AUGGCAGCAUCCGUGCCGCCGGCCACCAAUGCCGGUAAUGCCACAAAUGGACUCAAUAGCAACCAGAUCCUGGCGUCGACGCCUACUGCAUCGAACGCUCAAACCUCUCAGAACUUCUCCUCCCUCGUAUCCCGCGUCUUAAGCACCUCCGGAAAGGAGCCACCAUCGCUUGUCGGCUCCUCCACCACCAUUGUUGGCGACCACCUCUACGUUUUCGGCGGCCGCAUACUCUCCAAGAACCGACCCCAACUCACAUCCGAUAUGUAUCUGUUAAAUCUCCUAACACGGGCUUGGUCUAAAGUUGAGCAGUUUGGAGAGAUACCGGCUCCGAGGUAUUUCCACUCGGUGUGUGCUCUUGGUGAUACCAAGUUGGUUUGUUUCGGUGGAAUGAGUCCUGCGGGAGGAAAUGCCGUGGACGGAAUACCACAGACCCCACAAGGCGAAAGCGGAGCAAACGAGGUGGUAGUCAUGUCUGAUAUUCAUAUAUUCGAUAUCCAGACGAGGACAUGGUCGUAUGUGCCGCAAGCAGAGCCCCCAGAAGGAAGAUACGCGCAUUGUGCGACCAUACUACCGACUUCAGCCGUUUUUUCCACAUUAACUGGGGUAGCAGCAGCUUUUGACAGUGGAGUUAUCGACGGAACCGGGGGUGCGGAGAUGAUCAUUGUGGGGGGCCAAGAUUCGGCCAAUCAUUACAUCGAAGAGAUCAACGUGUUCAAUCUACGAAGUCUUAAGUGGACCAGCACGAACUCGUUGGAUAGAUCGUGUGGUGCGUACCGGAGCGUAGUUACCCCGUUGGGCCCAACUCUGUCGCCUGAAGCUAUCGGGGCAGGGCGUCCAGAGGCUGAUGCUGAGGGCGAUGCUGCACGUGCUGUUACACCUUCGGAUACGAAUGCUAUGCUUAUCUACUCAAACUACAAUUUCCUGGACGUUAAAUUAGAGUUACAAAUUCGGUAUCAUGAUGGAAAGUUGGUGGAGAAGCCGAUGAAUGGACUCGUUUCACCACCUGGUUUACGAUUCCCGAACGGCGGCGUUAUCGACUCCCACUUUGUCGUGUCUGGCACCUAUCUCACCUCAUCGAAACAAGAGUAUGCGCUGUGGGCGUUGGAUCUGCGAACCUUGACAUGGUCAAGGAUAGAUGCUGGACAGGUUUUCUCACAGGGCAGCUGGAACAGAGGUAUUCUAUGGAAGAAACGUAAUAGGUUUAUCAUCCUUGGAAACAAGCAGCGGAGCCUAGUGGAGGACUACAACCACCGAAGAAUCAAUUCGUCGCAUUUGUGCAUGGUAGAGCUCGAAGCUUUCGGUAUUUACGAAAACCCCAGAAAGUCGCUGCAAUAUCCAGGCCCAAAAAACUUCUCGAAGCAAGCGCAGGAGCUAGGAAGAUUGGUAUUGGGAUUGAAAGAUAUGGCAGAUAUGGAAUUUCUGUCGAUUGAUAAUGCCAGUAUUCCCGUCAACUCUAGAAUCAUCGCCAGGCGGUGGGGACCGUAUUUCAUCGAAUUGCUGCACACAGCCACUACACCACACCAGCCGAAUUCUGGCGAUAAGGUCGCUAGACCACAAUCUCCAUCAUUGCUCGAAAGUCCGCCGAGUGCAAAUAUGCUACCCCCUUUCUCGCGACCGAGGACCCUUUAUCUCCCACAUACUCACCAGACCCUCCUCACACUCGUCCAUUGGUUCUACACUUGCUCUCUGCCACAGGCGAAUCACCCACAGUCUAGCCCGCAGGUUUUAUGCUCCUUGUUGCAAAUAGCUCGAGCUUAUCGUAUUGAAGGGCUCUUGGAGGCAGUCGUGGAAAGGCUGCACCAAGUUCUCGAUAGCAGGAAUGCAGCCGCUGUUUUCAACGCGGCAGCAAUGGCCGCAGGUGGAGGGGCUGCAUUAAGACUGAAGAAAUUGAACUUGCUUGGAGAUGCUGACGGUAUUAAAUUGAAGAAAUUGAACAAUAUCGGUGAUGUACCGGACGUCAACGGAGACGCAAAUCAUCACAGUCCUGCAUCAGAUGGACCGAUCUUAGAGGAAGGCGAAUUGGGAGGAGACGAUGAAGCAUGGGAUGGAAGGGGCGGCGUAAGCCCGGUUGUUGGGCUGCAGAAGCGUGGACUGAGAGGGUUGAUGGACAGCAGGCGGGUAAGGGAACGAGGAAGGAGCAUGGGUGCGAAUGCAAUGAUGGGUAGUGCGGGUGGGUCAGCUAGUAACCAGGGUGGCCAGCAACCUGCAGGACAAGGACAGGUUCAAACGCCCGUCAGCGCUACGAUAGGACCUUCACCCUUGGGUCACAAUCAAUCGAACAUUGGUAUAAACGGGUUCUUCGGGGCCGGUUAA